This is a messenger RNA of Ceratotherium simum simum (southern white rhinoceros), 1278 nucleotides long. RefSeq names its product endoplasmic reticulum-golgi intermediate compartment 1 (gene ERGIC1). Gene Ontology annotation, biological process: endoplasmic reticulum to Golgi vesicle-mediated transport; retrograde vesicle-mediated transport, Golgi to endoplasmic reticulum. The record is from RefSeq and is a predicted model, not a curated record. NCBI's taxonomy places the organism in Eukaryota, Metazoa, Chordata, Mammalia, Perissodactyla, Rhinocerotidae. Gene Ontology annotation, cellular component: endoplasmic reticulum membrane; Golgi membrane; COPII-coated ER to Golgi transport vesicle.
GAGGAGGCGUUGGCAGCGGGCAGGGACCCACGCGGCGCGCGGCCCGCCUGGCCUGCAGCGUUCCCACCCCUGGCGGCGGCGGCACCAUGCCCUUUGACUUCAGGAGGUUUGACAUCUACAGGAAGGUGCCCAAGGACCUUACGCAGCCGACGUACACCGGGGCUAUUAUCUCUAUCUGCUGCUGUCUCUUCAUCCUCUUCCUCUUCCUUUCGGAGCUCACCGGAUUUAUAACGACAGAAGUCGUGAACGAGCUCUACGUCGAUGACCCAGACAAGGACAGUGGCGGCAAAAUCGACGUCAGCCUGAACAUCAGUUUACCCAAUUUGCACUGCGAAUUGGUCGGGCUCGACAUACAGGAUGAGAUGGGCAGGCACGAAGUGGGGCACAUCGACAACUCGAUGAAGAUCCCGCUGAACAACGGGGCAGGCUGCCGCUUCGAGGGACAGUUCAGCAUCAACAAGGUCCCGGGCAACUUCCACGUGUCCACACACAGUGCCACAGCCCAGCCACAGAACCCAGACAUGACCCAUGUCAUCCACAAGCUCUCCUUUGGGGACACGCUACAGGUCCAGAAUGUCCACGGAGCUUUCAAUGCUCUUGGGGGAGCAGACAGACUCACCUCCAACCCCCUUGCCUCCCACGACUACAUCCUGAAGAUCGUGCCCACGGUUUACGAGGACAAGAGUGGCAAGCAGCGGUACUCUUACCAGUACACGGUGGCCAACAAGGAGUACGUCGCCUACAGCCACACGGGCCGCAUCAUCCCUGCCAUCUGGUUCCGCUACGACCUCAGCCCCAUCACGGUCAAGUACACGGAGAGACGGCAGCCUCUGUACAGGUUCAUCACCACGAUCUGUGCCAUCAUUGGUGGGACCUUCACUGUUGCCGGCAUUCUGGACUCAUGUAUCUUCACAGCCUCAGAGGCCUGGAAGAAGAUUCAGCUGGGCAAGAUGCAUUGACAACCCGCCCAGCCCCAUGGCCGAGAACCCAGGGAGACCGCCAGCCCUGCCUCCAGCGCCCUGUCCCCUCCUGCCCUCUAUCUGGCCGAGGAUCUGGCUGUGUCCCAAAGUGGUGGUGUAGGAGGUGGGGGUGGCUCAUGGUUUCGCAGCUACCUCUUUUCCCCGAGUUUAAUUUUAGACGAAUUACGCUGCCUGAAGUAGUGGUGCCCCUUUCUCUGUAGAGCCCCAAGAUCAGAGUCAGGCAAGGGGGGCUCAGGGAUAUUGGGGACCACUCCUGAGGGCUGCAGUCCCUUUCCUCUUAGGAGAACAGCCCAGAAUC